AUGACGAGCACCCGUCGUAGUGGACUCAGCGAUGCGAAGUCAUCACCGCAAAAGCGACCAGCACCGCCAAGUACCCCUCCAAAGUCAUUGCGAAAACGAAAGAAGGUUGUCGAAGGCGAGGUUCCACCACCAGAAGUUGUUGUGGAGGAUCCACAAACGUCACAGAAUGAGACAACGUUGCAAUCUCGUCCAAAGCGAACGAUAAGGAAAAGUGUCUUGCUCACUGAUUAUGAGGUGAUGCUACCUAGCGCUGUCAAAGAAGAGCCCGAGGAUGAUGAAGAAGAAGUGCCUGCCCAAACUGCUACUGAAACUGUUGAAGCAGUCGAAGAACAGUUUGUUGAUAUUGAAGUUUCGCAUGUGGAUGAACAACUGCGCGCAAACGUAAAAGCGGAAGAAAAAACUCCAGCGGUUCAACGAAAGCCCCAUUCACGGCGAGCUGCUGCGGCUCCUCCCUACAUUGAGCCCGAAGUAAAUGCCAUUUCUCAGCAACCGACACCCGCUGAGGCGGAGGUUGAUAUCGAAGGCAUGGAAUUGAUGGGUGGGGAAACAGGUGGUAUGAUGACAUUAGCAGAUGCAAUAGACGUGGCUCUCGAAGAGGAAGUGUCUGGUGGUGAAGACGAUGAUCAACCACCUACCCUGGAAAAAAGCGGAGAAAAAAGAAGGCCUCGUGGACGACCCCGUAAGCACUCUCCAAUGCAGGCUGUCCCUCGACAUACUCGUGUUGGUCGACUCUUUCCACUUCCUCGAUCACGUUACGUAGCAGACAAGGCUAUCAGCAAAGGAGAAGCUGACAAAAUCAAUAAUUAUAACAUCAAAUUGUUCGAGAAUGAUGUUGGAGUGACGGAAUAUGGAGAUCGUUACGCAACAGUCAUCCCUGGAUGUCUCAGCUAUUUGUUGCGUAAAGAGCGAAUUGUGGAAUUGCUGACGGAACCCUCGGACAUCGAAGCAAUUCGUGAACAAGGCUGGAUGUCGAUUAAACCUCCAAGACUGCCUCCUCUCGUGGGCACGAAAGCCUGCUUCGCUUUCUACAUCGAAGGAUCUACUGUGUGCUCAGUGAGAGAGCUUUCGAGUGAUGACUUGAAACCAUGGACGACAACUGACCCUGUCGAGGGAGAACCGACGAUAAAACCGAAUAUUUUCUAUGUUGCUCGGCAAACUGGACAAAUCGUGGGCAAUGUUUUGAUAUUGUACGAUUUCACAAUGCCCGGAGAAAUACCGACAGUAAUGAAUAUUGCUCAUGGUAACGAUGCUCUACGAGAUAUGCAGCAGAUGGAUUUAGCGCUGGAACUGCCUGUGGCUGAUGCGGACAAUCCGUUCAUCGAAGGCGUUGUUCCCGGUGUCCGAGGCGAGAAGUUCCUCAAAGUCCAUCCAUCAAAGAUUGGUUGGGUGAAUAAUAAGACGUUAUUGUUGAAGUAUUUAAUCAACGAUCCCACCUACUUAGAUGAAGCAGGGUAUUUAAAUACCCACGUGCCUUUCCUGCCACCAAUGAUUGAAGGACGAGGAGUGUUCGUGCAUUUUGCGCCAGCUACCUUGGUUGCUGAUCACAUUCAUCAUACGGGUGAUGGCUUAUCGCCGUGGACAUUCCAAGGUGCAUCUAUGCAUAACCGUGUACGAACUGUGAAGCGUGCGCUUAUGCAGGAUUCAGAGGGAGUGUUUCGGUUGACUAAGCAAGACUGGCAGCAGACAGGUUUAGCGCUGGUUGAAACGAUUACUGUGCUGGCUAGAUGCCCACGGCUUAGAAAGAGGGUUGUUUUCAUUCAACGCAAUAACCGUAUGGUGCUGGGAAUCGUAUGCUUCAUGUACGAGUACAUACGAGAAGGUCCGAUCCCAGAGAUCCUACGGGAUAAUUCUAUAAGUGUUCCUGGUCCACCGAUAACGAGUCGGCAAUCAACAUCGUUGUCGACGUCCGUUGACAAGCCGCAUCCGGCUGAUAUUCAGGGAAAUGGUGGUGUUGGUGUUACUGACGAUUUCGUCGAUGUAGAGGAGAUCGUUGAUGCAGCAGAUGAAAAUAUGUCGUUAAGUGGAGGUCCAGGGGAGUACGAAGAAAUGCAUGAAGAUUGCCUAGACGGUGGAUGGGACGGCGAUUUCGAUGAAGACCUGUUAGCGUCACAGGAAAAUAGUGAUCCGUUCAUUGAUGGUGUACGAGAACUGGAAAGCGGUCAUGUAUAUUUGACGGUGAGACAUAAAAGAAUGGCAGGAAGUUUGGAUACGAUACUUCAGUACAUCGCGAACACGAACUUUGUGGAAAAUCAUGAUAUCCUGAAUAACACGAAGCCACAACAUCCUCCACUUGUGCGCAAUGCUCGAGCCUAUGCAUUUUUCGUGGCCGGCAAUAUUGUUUAUCCUCACGACAUCAAUAGAGACGACUUUUUCCCCGUGGUCGGGAAAUGGAACACUGUUCCAGCUGAAAACCCAACCUGCUAUCGUACGAAAGUCCGGAAGUUCCCGGUUGAAACGGAUGAGGUUACUGGUUUGUUCCGUAUCGGGCAUGGCGACUAUCGCACCAGCCCUUAUCAUCUUGUACAUUUGUAUAGUAUUCAUCCUAAGGAGACACGCCUUAGAAAAAAGAUUGCUUAUCUCAUGGAAACGGAAACACGCACGAUUAUCAGCCAUGUUAUGAUCAUGUAUGACUACCAUACCGAGGGUCCGGUACCUCGAAUUCGUGGUCCUUACUCUAAGCGCUACAUGCGACAGAAACCACGGCGGCCAAUGGUACGAUGCAUUUUCUUUUCAAAACUUACUCCAAUCUCAUAA
Cooperia oncophora is the source of this 2754-nucleotide messenger RNA. Lineage: Eukaryota; Metazoa; Nematoda; Chromadorea; Rhabditida; Trichostrongylidae. The record is from the annotation of a GenBank genome assembly.